UCUGAUGUUGGCGGUAUAAAACACGAAGUUCAUUUUGUAACGAAACUUCGCAAAAAUUACCCUAAAAGUUGAUAAUCCCAUCGAGAAAAUAGUCCAAUUAUUGCAACAAGGCGAAGUAAAGGCAAGAGCAAGGCUAAGCUGCCAUCGUGAAAUGUGUAACCUUAAUCAGUUUUGAAUUUCAGCGCGGUUUACGAAUUUGACAAGGGGAAGUCGUGUUGACAUAAUAUGGUCGAUCAUGCGUUGUUAGUCUUUUGCCAGCCAUGGAGAAGCUAAAAUCCUACGGCUUACAGGAAGCUUAUUCCACCCAAUAGAAUGAAUCACUAGCAGGCAUGGAUAUUAAUUUAUCCGGGGAAGAGUCGUUUGCCUUUAGUGACAUUGUUCCACCUUCGCAUGUCAGUGGUUUAGAAUCGUUCUCGGAUUUUGAUGACAGUGACUUUGAUCAAGAAAGUUUAGUCGAGAACGAUGAAAAUAACACGAGUUCCAAUAACAAACAAGAAUCCCGAGAGAAGUCUUGUGAAGAUGAAAAUCCCGCAUCAGAAAGUUUCUCCUUCAGCUCUGUUCCAUCGGCAGAUAUCAAAGAAUUCUGGGCAGCUAUUGCAAGUGCGAAAGAACAGUUAGGGAUGCCGAUGGACAAUACAUCCGUUGCUCUAGAUGAAAGCUCACUUGGACUUCUUCCAACAGAGUUAUUGGAGGAAGUCUCUUGUUUUGGAGAUAGCCAGACAUCUUUAUCAGAUCUCCGCCGAAAAGAUAGUCCCAGUUCCCCAAGCCUCCAAAGCAAUAAUUCUGAAACUGAUAAUCAGCAAGGCAAUGAAUUGUCCUAUUCCAGUGGUUACCAAGAUGCCUUGUCGCUAAGCCACAUCAAAGCUGACAAGAAUCUUGAAGAAAGGCCUGACACCAGUCAACCACCUGAUACUUUCUUCAACCCUCAAGACUCAAGAACAUUAUCAAGACCAGACAGUGCCAAUGAGGAUGUAGCCGGACAUAGCCAAAGCCAGGAUGAUUUCCACUUCAUGCUCCAGACAAGGGCAGGUAGUGGGGAUGGUGGCGAGUUGAUUGACAGGAUGUCAUUGGCCUCCAGUAUAAGUUUCUUGCAGUCACAGACAUUCCCAGACAGUAUAUUCAGUCAAAGCCUGAGUAGCACUAGCCGUGGGUUGGGAAGUGGCAUGGAUUCACGAUCUGGAAGUGACAUUGAACAGGAGGAUGAAUUGGACAUUACCCCAAGCAACCAGGUUGAAGACCAGCAACGCCCAGAUUCACAUGAUGUUGGUGAUGGCAGACACUCAGGCAUGGCUGUAGGACGUCCUGGUCUAGAGGGUGCUAAUUCAGACACAGAAGAUGUCCCAGCUCAGGGCAGACCAUCGUCAGACUUUGGAAGUCCAGUUGCUGAAUCCAUCGAGCUUCGACAGUCUGGUGAGGGUGGGGACGUCUUGCCGUACAUCCCUGGAGAUGGUGGAGGAGGUGGGGACGGUAGUAGUGGUCAUGGCAGUGAUGAUGAUGAUGAUGAUGAAAAUGAUGAUGAUGAACAUGACGAUGGGCAAGCAUCAGUUCUUUCAGGCGAUGACCAGCCAAGCAGCCAACGAUCCUCUGUUAAUUCCUCCCCUGGCGAAGGUGCUGACACUAAUCCACCAUCCAGCUCCUCUGGAGAAAGGUUGAGAGGUCUCCCUGUAGGCCAUGCGGCAUCUGACACUCCAAAUAGUGUACUAUCGCCAUCCCCCAGCAACACUGGGGACAUGAGUACUAGCUCAUCCCUUGAUAACUUUGAUGUGCUCACUGCUUCAACUCCCAUGGUCAGAAAUGCUCAGGUUGCCUUUGAUUUUGAUGCCACACCUGUAAAUAGGGAUCAUUCAGGCCUUGGAUUGCAAUAUCUUCUGCCUACGCACAAUGAUACUGUGCGCGGGAAUGUUUUCCAAGAUAGCAGUUUGCACCUUUCACAGUUGCCAUCAAUUGCCUUUGACGCGACAAUUACUGACAAGACGUUGGUUGCCAUGACUCCAGCCCGUGGUUCUGAUGGAUCACCACUUCAAAACGAGCAGUCGAACACAAUCACAGAUCAUGCUUCAUCAGGCUUUGCAUCAAGUAAUCCCUCAACAUUAUCCACAAAGAACCCGUUUGAUACAAGUGAUACAGACAACUCAUUGCUGUGGAAGUCAACACCAAGAGAAGAGAAUGAAAGUUUGAGCAGGACUACUCCUGGGAUUUUGUUCAAGGGCAGCACCCGGCCAUCAUCAGUUACUGACGACAACUCAAACCAAAACCAUCGUAGAUCCGGAUCAAGUUCCCCCAGCAAAAAUGUUGCAAUUGUCAGACCAGAAGUACAAAAGACUGCUGCUGGGUCAAGCAAAAUAUCAAGUUUUACCAAGAAAUAUGGAACUUCCAGCCGUUCCAGUAACAGUAGACCUUCAUUACAAGAAACGCACAAAGCACCUAAAUCUAGAUCGUCUGUAGAUGACUCAACGUCAGGUCGUACCAUGACUCCUGGUGGCUCAGGGGAGCAAGUUGUACCCUUUUCCUUCCAAGGACCCGACAUGAGCCAGCAGUACGACGAUAGAUUCCUCUCUGGUGUGGGGUUUGGGGAAGAACCUUGCCAGCAAUCUAUCAAUAAUCCCUUUGAUAGUGAAGGUGGUAUUGAUGAGUGGGGUGAUGUUGGGAGAGAUAUUGGUGACGAGUUUGAGGCGCAAAGUGGCGAUAUAGAGGCAAUGCUGGCCGCAGAUGAGGAGAGUUUCGUCAGAGAACAUCAGUUUGAUCAUGCUGAAGCGGACAGUACUGCACAAGGGAUCCAAGACGCCCAUGAUUGGACCAUUCCAGAUCAUAGCCACUUGACCGCUAGAGGCUCCCUCCUACGGGUCAUGGGUAUUAAUGACCCUAAUGGCACAGGAGAAGUCCGGAUAUCCUUCGGUGCUGUGAUGACAGCUGGCUCGGAGGAGCUUGGGACCCUACAUAAUGACGACCCUCAACGACCAAGGCCCCACUUUGGAAAUGGCAGAUUAAUCAGUACUCCUUCCCCACAGCCUCCACCCAAGCUAAUAUCCACACAAAGUCUGGAACAACAGUCCUCCUUCCUGGAGAAAUUCCCAAAAUUUGAGAACACUCCAAUGAAGCAGACAAACGUCCAACUUUAUAAAGGAAGCUCUGCAAUGUUCCAGGAAAACUCCAUGAUUCCCACUGUGAAAAAGAAACCUAAGAAUCCAAGAAACCGACAAGGGUCGAUCCACAAGACAAGUAGCACUGACAAGACAUUUGCGGACCAGAAAGCAAAGUUGGAUAAGCAAUACAGAAACAAAGUGCCCAGGGAACGGAGGGGUAGUCAGAGCAGCUCUCAGAGUUCCAGCAGUAAAAGCAGCAUCCCAAGUGUCAUCGACAACAGCUUGAGAGGGGCAAGUACAAAAAAACGGCGGAGCAGUAACGUAAGUUCUAGUAGCAGGACAAGGCAGCAGCAGCAGGGAAAACAUGUGGUUCCAUCAGAUUCGCAGAGAUCAGAAGUGAGAUCUAGGUCGCAUCAAGAGUCAUCUUCAAGGCCACCAACAAGUUCCUUUAAUCAGAGCAAAGUUCAUGGCAGUCACAAGACGUAUCCAAGAAGGCAGCAGAGAUCAGGAUCAGAUGGAAACGCACAUGAUACUGAGGGCACCGAUUCCAGAAGAGUUCUUCGUGGAAAAGGUGCAGGGUCUGCUCCUGAUCUGCCUGGACAUGAUCUGGAAAAGAGUGGUGUCUCCGAUCGGCAAGAUCUGGCUGCAUUUAUUGCAGCUGCAACUAAUACUGACGCAGAUUACAUAAGUAAAAUAUUAGCUGAGGCCGCAAAGGCGAAAUCGAGAUCCCAGAGUGACGAUAGCAGGUCAAAAGCAUCGAGUCAUGGCGACGCGAUACAGGAAAGCCCCGAGCCUGAAAGGCUGAGCUCCAUAACACCUAUUGCGUCCAGUAGCCCUCACAAUCAUAGCCAGCCUUCGCCAUCGUUUACCCUAGAUGCCACUGCUGCUAACGAGACGUCUGUUUUCGAAAGUUCAAAUGAACAGCUGCCCAAUCUCGACAACACUGCUAGUAAUGGUAUCGAUGCCAGUGCCUUUGUGAAGGACAGUCCGGAAAAUGUGUCCGUCAUUGAGCGUGACACCUUGAGUGUUUCACCUCCUAAAAACGUGUCAAUGUCUCCGGCACCUGACCCCUUCACAGCCCAGGUGGUAGAUCCUUACUUCGGCAAGACUUAUACCGUGAAAGGAAAGCUGCCACAGUCGUCUGGUGGUGGGCUAGUCAGUGCGCAUCCUAAAGUUUCCCAAGCAGAACCAAGACAUGAUCAAUCGUCAUCACCUCAAUCAUCAAGCUUCAGAGUGAUGUCUACGUGUAACGACGACUCAAACAUAAUCCCAGAGUCUCCUUUAAAAUACCAGCAAAGCAGACUUGAACACUCAUUUGACAGCUUGGUACAACAUCACUCACCUCUUCCUGAAUCCCAACUGAGGCAUUCUUGGCCCAAGACAUCAGAAACGCCACAAAAAACAGAAAAUGAUCGAGUAAUUCCCAGGAGAACCUCUGGUUCACACGGUCCUUCUCUUGCAACGCCAAAAUCAGACAAUGAACCAAAUUACAUGCAAGCAGUGGUUGUUUCCGUUGCACAAAACAUCCCUUCGCCAGUCUAUCAGGGAAUAUCACCGCUUGGUUUCCCUACUCAUCCCCAACCACAAUCAGCCCCCUUUGUCAACACCAACCCACUAGCAUACGGUGCCCAGCCUGGAUACGGUCAGUCUCUGAAUGGUCCCCCUCUGGGAUGGACAUUUCCACCUCCACCAAUCGGUUUCCAGCACAUCCCAGGUCCUCCCACCUCACUACACGCUCAGCAGGGACCUUACCAUGGAAGUGACACUUAUGGCAACUUCGGUAGCACAGCCCCUACGAUAUUAGGUCCCAAUGGCAUCCCAAUAAUAAAUUACCUGGGACACGCCCAGAAUUAUGCACCAUUUUCAGGCGCCCAGCGGAUGCUGGUGCAGCCUUACACUGUGUCAGCCAGUGUGGCAACCAGAGUGUCAACAAUGCCGCAAACCAUGCCUCCGCAGACCUCUUCGAGUGUCGCACAUCAGGGGCAAGUCUUCCAGAAUACAGCACCACCGUCUGGGCUCCUUCAGCUUGGACAACCCCAAGAGAGACCAGGGAUUGAUGCGCUAGGCAACCAGACGGUCGCCUCAGCAGGAGCCUCUGUGGUUAUCCCAGGAGAGGUUAAGAUGCCCCCCAUCUGUUGUGUAGGGGUCGAAACCCGAAGUAAACUCUCCCUGCAUAAUCCAAGCAGUAGAUGGAUCUAUUGCAACGUCAAAGUUGGCUCAUGUGUGAUAAAUGGAGUUCAGGUGAUUACAGCUGAUGAUAUCCCAUUCACACUCCCUUCCAAGCUGAUAAUCGACCCACAUAAGACUAUAGAUAUUGAGGUGCUAUUCACGCCUAAGAUGGCAGGUCUCCACUUAGCCAAGCUACACGUUACGUCAACCCCACUGCUCCCAGAAGGACAGAAGACUUCGGAAGCAAUGACCGAGUCAUUGCCGAUACUUGUAUCACUAGAGGCUGUGGCGGAGCAGCCGGAAGUGCAGAUUCUUCAAGAGGAUCGUCAAGUCAUUGAUUUUGGGGAGAUGAUUGCUGGGACCAAGCAAUCGCGAGCAUUGAGGCUUAUAAACAGAGGUCGGGCAGUAGUUCCUGUCAGGCUCACAAUAACCCCUAACGCUACGUCACUCCAUUGCUUCUCGUUCGCCAAUGCAGACUCUUCCCCCAAAAAAGACAAGGGACAUACCUCCUCUGCAGGCAUGCUGUCUAUUCACAAGCUCUUGCUUGAUGGCAAGGCCUGUGCUGUUGAAAUGUUGUCAUGUAAUUCUAUUCACAAGCUCUUGCUUGAUGGCAAGACCUGUGCUGAUGGGUCCAUUGAGCCAAGCAUAACGUGGAUCCUUUUCCAAGCCCCCGAAAGGGGUGAACUCGGUACCGCUCUUGGGCUGCCAGAUGAGUUUAUUGCCAGAGUAGAUAUUGAGAUCGCUGGGGAAAACAGUCCUAUAAUCGGCAGUGUGCUUUUAAAGGCCACUGUUGGAGUAGCAAGGUUAACUAUCCCAAGAUCUGCGCAGGAAUUGCAAUUCACCGGGACAGCAGGACAAUCCGUGAAGCGCACUUAUGCCCUGAAAAACAUGGGAAAUAUAAACAGCCAAGUGCACCUGAAAGUAGCAGAAGAGAAAUAUUAUACGGUCAAUCCAACGCGAACAAUGCUUCGGCCCAUGCAGGAAGUUCAGAUUACUGUGGUAUUCAGGGCUCCCAAGUCACAAGGUGUUGUUGACAGCACCUUGUCGAUGACUGUGUUGCCCCACGGCCCAGACUAUGAGAUACCGCUUAGGGGAAUGGUGGCCCAGCCUCCUGCGCCCAUCGACGAGCACAUGAACUUACUGUUGUGUAACAAGUCUGUUGUGUGUUGGCCUGGGAUAGCUGUUGGAAAAGCUGCCCAACAGAAGGUUAUUCUUAAGAACAAUGCAGAAACGAAGACAAUGAAACUCCAGCUUUCUAUCCAAGGUCACCACUCAGACUUUCAGCUGCAGAAUAUGUUUGGUAAGGUUGAUCCGAAAAGUCUGGCAUCUAUUGUCAACCUGGGUCCUCGGGAGGAACUUCCUGUGCAUAUUUUGUUUGCACCCUCCACUCUUGGGCUUGUCUCCAGCACUCUCAUCAUAAAGUCGGCUGUGGGGCGCCCAGAGUACGUCAAGUCAAAGGUCCCCUUGCAUGGGUGCGGCGGUACUAGUAACCUGACCCUAGUGGACACACGAAAGCUCAGCGAGGGCUACAUUACCAACAUUGGCGAGGUGUCGCUUGGUAAGAAGAACGUAUUCAAAGUUACCGUUAAGAAUACGGGUGCGAGAGCAGCUUUCGUGAAGGCCGUAUGUUACACGGACAUCUCUUCAAAGUCCGUCUACCCGCCUAGUCACUUUGGCAUCACCCCCAAUAAUUUCAUCUUGCAUGAGCACUGCUCAAAGCAACUAGAAGUGUCAUUCCUACCUCUGGAAAAUGAUGCUCUAAAAUGCCAGCGGGAGGUCAGCACUGUCGCUAAUGUCGUCUUCUACUUUGGUGAUGAAGUUAUCAGAAGUCAGUACAAAAGGUACGUUCAGCAAAAUGAUCUGUCUUGCCCCUCCCUCACCGGAGACAGUGGAAUCAACUUCUUGUCGGUCUUCUUGGAUGAGGACAGGAUCCUUGAAGAUGUGAACUAUCCCUCCACACCUGAUUGGUCGAAGUUCUUCCAGAGCUGUGUGUCUCGGCUUCGUCUCGAGCUUGUAGGCUCGCCAAGGGCUGAGAGUCUGGUAGACCGAGGACAGGCUGAGGCAAAUCAGUCUCUGGACCUGGUUCCUAUCCUCGGGCCGACAGAUAAUGCGCCUGCAGGUCCCUUACUUAAUGAUGCCAGAAAUGUCGAGGCUGGCUCUCCCGAAGAGCUCUCAUGGGCAGUGACGCCCGAGCAAAUGGUGCUGAAACCGUGUAAGACUUUGCCAGAGCAAGCCGUGGGAAGAUUCCAAAUCGUUAACUUUUCCGAGCGUCCAUUACGAUUUGAGUUCAGUUGGCCAGGACAUUGCCUAUCUAUAACUCCAGAAGGAGGCCAAGUCCCGCCAAGGAGCCAAGUAACAGUACUGAUGAGCCCCGCCGCUAAUCUCUCCUCUCGAGGGAUCGACCUCCCUUGGAGCGGGACGGUGCACGUGACUUGUGACGGCCAGCAAAAGCCAAUCAGGGUGCAGAUCCGUGAGGAACUUGUCCUGGAGAACUCCCCAUUCCAGCCGGGGACCAGUCAGAUGAAGCCGCUAGACACGGGCAUGGCCACGCCGUUCACCUCUGCACCCCUGCCCUCGUCGCACUUACCCCCGUUAGUGGUGAAAAAUAAGAGGGUGGAAUUUGCAGAGACGGUGGUGGGGGGAGAAUCUGCCACGGAGCUUGUGUUAGAAAGUACAGUAGACUCCAAUGUGUCCUGGAACCUGAGCUCUGUGGCCCCUGUCUAUGUCAAGGGUGACGCGUCUGGUGAUGUGUACCGCGCCACUUACUCUGCCUUCUGGUUCCAAAAGCGCUCAGGAAUGUUACAAGGCAAAAAUUUGUUAAAGAUUCUUGUGAAGUUCCUGCCAAUGGACCCCGGCCAGUACUCCCAGCACUGGGACCUUAAGUUUCAACAUGAGGGCUUCAAGCGACUUCACAAGCAAAGGAUAGAGGUGUUUGCACAGGCAAUUGUAAGAGAUGCUCCUUUCACCAAGAUUACACGAGAGGGAGGGAAAGAAAAUCAGCCAGCGAUAACACACAAAAGACUUCCAGCAAAAGUAGAACACCUUUCGCAUCAGAAAGGCCAGUCUCAAGAAAAGCAGUCAGUGAUCCUUAAUGGGACAAGCAAGAUUUCGGAAAAAUCUACCAACAGACCCCGGCGAAAUCGUGGAGUUUAUGUUAACGAGAGUGAAGUCAUCUUUCCAAAGACGGCUGUUGGUGGAACAUCUGAAAGUAUUGUCAAGAUUUGCAAUACCACCGAUGCUGAGGUUACGGUCCCGAUCCAACGCCCUCAAGCUCCUUUCUCCCUCCCAUCACACAUCCCCGGAAGAUCACGAAUCAGUGCUCAUCGGUUUGUGAGAAUACCGGUCAGAUUUACACCAACGGAGCCUGGGACUAGCUACACGUCUGUCAUAGUGUUCGUAUUACCAGAGCAGCGGAUUGAAGUACAAGUACAAGGGGAAUCCUGAUAUUGUGCUCUUCAUGGAAUGACUCGUAUAUAUGAUUAAACAGGGAACACAACACGCGGCCGGCUACGGCUUGGACGACGUGGCUUUCAAUAGCAUAGGUAACCCCAAAGCGGUUUUCUGCCGUAGCUGUCCUUGAUGCUGUCAUUAAAAGUGCAAGCCCGUGGCUGUGCUAGGAGCAGACACUUAGGAGAAGUUUACUAUUGAAUAUCUUAGCUCGAAAUCCUAGCUAAUGACCUGGCAUAUCUGUGUUGUAGACGGGCUGCUCAUAAGGGCGGUUGUUUAUCGAGUAUCUGUAUCAGAUGAACAAGUUGAGCUACUUUAACUAUACUGUAACUUAACUUGUAGCGACGUCUGCCUAAAAUCUCCUGCGAGUGAGACUAUGGCCUAGACCGGUCAAUGGAAGAGAGUGGUAUAUGGGACAGUUUAAGCCAAAUUUCAGCUGAAUAAUUAAAAAAAGCCGAAAAAUAACCAGAAUAUCGAUAAAUAUACAAUUGGGAAGCACUCAUGUUUGUCCUGUAUUAAAGUUUUCUCUUAGACUGUGAAUUGGUCGUAAUGGAGACGAAUCCUGGGCGAAUUUAGGAUCAAUACGUUUCUAAACAACCUACAACCUUUUUAAAACUUGUGUAGGUAUAAAACGGUAUAAAACUAUUUUUAUUAAUUCCAGACUCUCUUGCAUCAUCCUUGUAGCCUUAAUGUUUUUAUUAAAGUUACCUAAGUAUUAGAAAUAUAGUGAUCCCAAAAUCCCGUUCAAAUAUUAGUAGUGUAAUAGUCUACCAGCUAUGAGUUUAAUGUUGGUGUUUGUUUAAAUAAGUUGUUUGUAAAUAUGACAGUAGUAAGUAGAUUUGGUGGAUAGCUGAGAAGACGCAACAAAUAUUUAAGCCACCUUGUCAAAAGAAAAUAAAACUAGUAUUUGUCCGA
Nematostella vectensis (starlet sea anemone) is the source of this 9614-nucleotide messenger RNA. RefSeq lists its product as uncharacterized. The record is from RefSeq and is a predicted model, not a curated record. Lineage: Eukaryota; Metazoa; Cnidaria; Anthozoa; Actiniaria; Edwardsiidae. Gene Ontology annotation, molecular function: protein kinase binding. Bases 330 to 8696 code for a protein of 2788 amino acids. Gene Ontology annotation, cellular component: cytoplasm; centriole; pericentriolar material. The transcript has 51 exons. Gene Ontology annotation, biological process: mitotic spindle assembly; centriole replication; protein localization to centrosome.